Molecule: messenger RNA, 3410 nt
Organism: Rubroshorea leprosula
Lineage: Eukaryota; Viridiplantae; Streptophyta; Magnoliopsida; Malvales; Dipterocarpaceae
Source: the annotation of a GenBank genome assembly
AGAAUUCAAGUGUAAUUCGUUCUUGGAUGUUUUGGGUAAGAUUUUCAAGGGAAUAAAAUGGGAGGAGUGAGAACAAAUAUCUGUUGGAUACAUCAUGCUUUACUUUUUCUCGUCGGUGUUUUAAGUUUGUUGCCAUUGGCACGGUGUGUUGAUGUCUCCCUUCCUCUUGUAACUAAGCAAGUUUACAGCCGGCUAUCAGACCUCGCUGCAAUAUUAAGUAGUGAUAUCAAAACCAAUCUUGGCUUCUGCAUAAAGGAUGUGGAUGCUGAUUGGAAUGGAGCAUUUAAUUUCUCAAAUAACUUGGAUUUUUUGAGUAAUUGUGUCCAGAAAACGAAAGGUGAUCUCACUAUGCGACUAUGUACAGCAGCAGAAAUAAAAUUCUACUUCAGUAGUCUUUCUGAAAAUGGAGCAAAACGUACCCAUUACUUAAAACCUAACAAGAACUGCAAUUUGACAUCAUGGGUUUCUGGAUGUGAACCUGGAUGGGGUUGCAGUGCCAACCAGCAUGUUGAACUAAAAAAUUUGGCAAAUAUCCCUAGUAGGACUCAAGAUUGUCAGCCUUGUUGUGAAGGAUUCUUUUGCCCUAAGGGUCUAACUUGCAUGAUUCCCUGCCCGCUAGGUGCUUACUGUCCACUUGCGAAGUUCAAUAAAACGACUGGACUUUGUGACCCAUACAAUUACCAGAUCCCUCCUGGGAAACCAAACCAUACUUGUGGUAGUGCAGAUGUUUGGGCUGACGUUGGGAGUAGUAAUAACAUUUUCUGUUCGCCAGGGUCGUUCUGCCCCAACACCAUAUAUAAAGCUCCUUGCACCAGCAGGCAUUACUGUAGACAGGGUUCCACUAAUCAACUGCGAUGCUUCCAGUUAGCUACCUGCAAUGCAAAUGCUGCAAACCAAAAUAUUCGUGCUUAUGGAGUCAUGCUUUUUAUUGCACUGAGCCUUCUUCUGUUCAUCCUUUAUAACUUCUCCGAUCAAGUUCUUAGUACUCGGGAAAGAAAAAUGAGUAAAUCAAGAGAACAGGCUGCAAAAUAUGCACAUGAAACUGCACAAGCACGUGAAAGGUGGAAAGCUGCAAAGGAUGUUGCCAAGAAGGGGACAGCAGGUUUGUCGAAACAGUUAUCACGAACAUUUUCUCGAGCAAAAUCUACAAGGCGACCAGAGCAGACAAAAGUUGGCCCAGAUGAUGCUUCAUUGCCAACUAUGGAUCCAGGUCAUCCAAAUGCAACAGAGAAGCCAUCUGCAGCGUCAAAUGCAAAGAAAAAGGAACCAAGCAACCUCACAAAGAUGUUGCAUUCUAUUGAGGAUGAUCCAGAUCAUGGCUUUCAUCUGAAUAUAGGAGACAAAAAUACUAAAAAGCAAAUGAAUAACUCUAAGGCUAAAAAUCUGCAUAGUAAGAGUCAAAUUUUUAAGUAUGCUUAUGGACAGAUUGAGAAGGAGAAAGCUAUGCAGCAGCAGAACAAGAACUUGACGUUCUCAGGAGUAAUUUCAAUGGCUAGUGAUAAUGACAUACGGACCAGGCCUGUCAUUGAGAUUGCUUUUAAGGAUCUAACUCUCACUUUGAAGGGGAAACACAAACAUCUGCUGAGGUGUGUUACUGGGAAAAUGAUGCCGGGUCGAGUUACUGCUGUCAUGGGCCCAUCCGGAGCAGGGAAAACAACAUUUCUUUCUGCAUUGACAGGAAAAGCAACUGGAUGUACUAGGACAGGUUCAAUUCUUAUAAAUGGGAAAAAUGAGUCCAUCCAUUCAUUUAAGAAAAUUGUUGGAUUUGUCCCACAAGAUGAUAUAGUGCAUGGAAACUUGACCGUUGAGGAGAAUCUCCGAUUCAGUGCAAGAUGCAGACUCUCUGCUGACAUGCCAAAAGCUGAUAAAGUUUUGGUCCUUGAAAGAGUUAUUGAGUCCUUGGGACUACAAGCAAUAAGGGAUUCACUUGUAGGGUCAGUGGAAAAGCGAGGAAUCUCUGGAGGCCAGAGGAAGCGUGUAAAUGUUGGUUUAGAGAUGGUGAUGGAACCUUCACUACUGAUCUUGGAUGAGCCUACUUCUGGUUUAGAUAGUGCAUCAUCAAGCUUGCUUCUUAGAGCACUUCGACGUGAAGCUCUUGAAGGAGUAAAUAUCGUAAUGGUGGUUCACCAACCAAGCUAUGCCUUGUUCAAGAUGUUUGAUGAUUUAAUACUUCUAGCCAAAGGCGGUCUCAUUGUGUAUCAUGGACCUGUGAAGAAAGUCGAAGAAUACUUUUCUGGAAUAGGGAUCCCUGUACCUGAUCGAGUUAAUCCUCCAGACCACUACAUAGACAUUCUGGAGGGUAUUGAGAAACCAAGCUCAGGGGCAGCAUUUGAGGAGUCGUUAUGGACAAACAUAGUAUCACAAGGACACAACAUCUUCUGGGUUCUUAAACAGCGACUACGCGAAUCUAGAAUACAAGCUAUUGAUUAUCUGAUUCUGUUACUCGCUGGAGCCUGCUUAGGAAUUCUGGCUAAAGUGAGCGAUGAAACAUUUGGGUCCCUUGGCUACACUUAUACUGUCAUUGCUGUUUCAUUACUAUGCAAGAUUUCAGCUUUAAGAUCUUUUUCUCUGGACAAAUUACACUACUGGAGAGAGAGUGCAGCUGGGAUUAGCAGCUUGGCUUAUUUUCUAUCUAAAGACUCUAUUGACCUUUUCAAUGUUGUCAUCAAACCUGUGGUCUAUUUAUCAAUGUUCUAUUUCUUCAACAAUCCCAGAUCAACCUUUCAAGACAAUUAUGUUGUCUUGCUCUGCCUUGUGUAUGCAGUAACUGGCAUGGCUUACAUAUUUGCCAUCCUUCUAGAACCCAGUCCUGCCCAACUGUGUUCAGUGCUGCUUCCUGUUGUUUUGACUCUCAUUGCAAACCAGGACAAAGACAGUUUAACCCUCAAGUACUUUGGAAACUUAUGCUAUCCAAAGUGGGCUCUAGAAGCGUUUGUUAUUGCAAAUGCUAAAAGGUACUCUGGGGUGUGGUUGAUAACUCGUUGCAGUUCCUUAAUGGAAAGCGGGUAUGAUCUUAAACACUGGAAUAUUUGUCUGGUAAUCCUCAUUCUAAACGGCAUCGUUAGUCGCCUCAUAGCCUACAUUGCCUUGGUGACCGUCCAAAAGAACUACUCAAAAGUAUACAAAAUGCGUAGUGGUAACACUCAAGUAUCGUGUAGAUUAGAUGUCAUGAACAUUAUGUAGGUUCUAUGGUAAGUGCAUCUCUGAAAUAUUGUAUGAUCAUAUGUAGAUUCAAGUAUAGAACUGAGAAACAGUAAGAAAGGAGAAGGUUUCCUAGUUCAUUCCAUCUUCAACCAAAGAUUACAUUUGCUUUUUCAUGGUUCUUAAAUUCUGGUUCUGGGAUGUUUGACUAUGUUUCAUCAAUUUCACAAGUUGAGGAACUUAUAUGUCAUUAAAAAAAACUCUAAGAC